Acromyrmex echinatior (Panamanian leafcutter ant) is the source of this 2203-nucleotide messenger RNA. RefSeq names its product histone demethylase UTY. The record is from RefSeq and is a predicted model, not a curated record. NCBI's taxonomy places the organism in Eukaryota, Metazoa, Arthropoda, Insecta, Hymenoptera, Formicidae. Gene Ontology annotation, cellular component: MLL3/4 complex. Gene Ontology annotation, biological process: regulation of gene expression. Gene Ontology annotation, molecular function: chromatin DNA binding; histone H3K27me2/H3K27me3 demethylase activity; RNA polymerase II cis-regulatory region sequence-specific DNA binding.
AUUCCCUUUGUCCUAAAACGAUAUUGUGUGUGAUCAGUGUGUCUAUCUAUAAUAUAAAGAUCAACAGAAUAUUUAAAAUGUAUCUAUAAAUCAAAUAGCUUUGUUGUGGAGAAAAUGUUUAUAUUAUUGAAUCUAUAUUCUCUGUAUUCGCAUCACUUUGUCCCUCAACUUUCAAAUCACAUAUCGAAUAUAUUAAUAAACAAAGCGGUCAUAGUUUCGUGUGUGCGAUAACGGAGAACUAACUAGCUGUUAGCAUACUUAUUUCACCAAGAGUCUGUAGUACUUCAUAUAUUUUUUAUCAUUUUUUAUUUAAUUAUCCAUCUAGACGGUAGCCGAUAUAAAAGAUAAUAAGCAUCUGAAUGGAUGCCUCAACAAUUCUCAAGUCAUACAAAAAUAGAAGAAUGAACGAAGUGCCAAAAUGUUCAUUAGUAAGCACUUAUUCGGUGCCGUAUCCGUGCAGUUCCGCAUUCACGAAAGAACAAUUGUCACCGCCGAUACAACGCUAUAAUGUCAGCAGCAAAGAGCAAGCAGUCCUUUCGAAGCUACAAGAGAUUUGUAUGACACAUCCAAUUGUCGUGAUACAUGGCCUCACGACAACGCUUGAGAUUGAUCUGAACGUUUUUUCGACUGAAAGUAUGCUCAAGGCAAAUCCAAAUAUGCCAAUCGAUGUGCACAAACAAAUAAAGUCUAUUUCUGAUGAGAAUUGGGAUACACAGCAGAAAACGAAGGUCUGGAAGUGUUUCAGCCACAGAAGUACUUCGACAAUUAAAAACUAUGCGCAAUAUCAAGCCCAAAUUUUCUCGGAUAAUGACGUGGAAACUGUGCCUGCCAACAUACCUAUUUCCACCAGUCCCGGUCAAGUGACCAAGAAUAAAGAGAAAGGAACAGUAAAAUUCGCUACCAAUGUGGAUUUGUCAAAUGUGGAAAUAUGGAAACCGCAGUUACAUCAGUUAACGAAGUUACCAUCCUUUCUCAACGUUAAAUGUACUGAUAAUAUGCUCACAUACGUGGGCUAUGAUAUCUUAGGGAUGAAUACUGUACAGUUAUAUAUGAAGGUACCCGGAUGUAGAACGACUGGUCAUCAAGAGAAUAAUAAUUUCUGUUCUGUCAACAUUAAUAUCGGACCGGGCGAUUGCGAAUGGUUUGCUGUAUCAUACGAAUACUGGGGUGUAAUACAUUCGCUUUGUUCGCAAACCGGCGUCGAUUACUUGAGGGGCAGUUGGUGGCCACCAGAUUUGAACGUUCUAUAUAAAAAUAAUGUCCCGGUAUAUAGAUUCCUUCAAAGACCGGGUGAAAUCGUGUGGGUGAACGUCGGUUGUGUGCACUGGGUGCAAGCAGUUGGCUCGUGCAAUAAUAUCGCAUGGAAUGUUGGCCCGUUUACUGCCACACAAUAUGAGUUGGCGAUAGAACGUUACGAAUGGAACAAGCAGAACAAAUUCAAAUCAAUCGUACCGAUGGUGCAGCUUUCAUGGAGAUUGGCAUGCGAGACUAAAAUCUCAAAUUUGCAACUGUUCCAUCUAAUCAAGGACUGCUUGAAACAAACAAUGAUAUAUAAUUACUUAACACUCGAAUUUUUAAAAAGCAAGAGUAUGGAAGUGCGAUACGAUAACCAACUCAGGAAACAAGCGCAUUAUUGCAAAGAUUGCGAAGCCGAAGUGUUCAACAUAUUAUUCUGUAAGGCGCAGAAUAAGGAUAUAUAUAUGGUAUAUUGCAUACAUUGCAUGCUGAAGUAUAUGUCGUUGAAGAAAUUUUACUGUUUGCAAAAAUAUUAUAUGGAAGAAUUAAUGGAGAUCUAUGAUAAAUUUACCCACUGUUGAUUACUGAGAUCACAUAUCACUUCCUUAUGAUCAUCGUUUGUACAUAUAUCAUUGUAGAUAUAAAUUAGUCAAUCUUAUUAAUAUUUCAUAAAUGAUAAUCCUUUUUAUGAGUAUCUUUUUUAGACACGCUACAGUAGUGAGAAUGAGCAAUGUCUUUUUUUUAUAUCAGCAUAGAAUUUCACAUUCUUUUUCAUGCUUUAUUCUAAAUUCGAGAAUUGUAUUGUAAAUUCAGAACCAAGCAAGCCUCCUAUUAUGAACAAUAAAAUGCUGUAUGCUCUAUUUUACUUGUUUUCAUAUAACAUAACAAAUAUGAGUGGCAAAAAAAGAACAAGGAGCACGAUUUACUUUAUAAAUGUUAUCUGCUUCAUAAUGAGGAGAUUCUAAUA